Molecule: messenger RNA, 1609 nt
Organism: Procambarus clarkii (red swamp crayfish)
Lineage: Eukaryota; Metazoa; Arthropoda; Malacostraca; Decapoda; Cambaridae
Source: RefSeq, a predicted model, not a curated record
ACCAGUUCCCGGGGCGAUGAUUGGUGCCUGGACGAGCGCGGGAAGAAGAGGUGGCGCGCGUGCUGUUGGACCGCUUGAGUCACUCGCUGGCAGCAGCAGAGGUCGUGGGUUGCCGUCUAGUGAAGGGAUGGCAGCAUGACGUCCCUGUCGUCUUGGAGGAGAUGGCAGCUCAUUCUACCAUGCACUUUGCUGGCUGCCUUUCUCUGCCUAGGAACAUACCACCAGCCCCAUCAGGAGGGUCAGGCCGCUACCCUCACCGUACUUGAGGCCGCCCUGGACGCUAGGAACACCGAGGUAGAUGGUGUCGCUACUUCGUCUACUGCACCUCCAGGACAAGACGCUAGCGAGUACGGCCUCACCACCUCCACUGUGAAGACCUCGGGCGCCAGCCGUAUCGUAGCGCCGAAGAGGGUCUACGUGCCACUGGUGAAGAGGAGUAAGGAGGGCAGGAGCAAGAAGGGCAAGGUUGGCAAGGGCAAGAGGAAGGCGUGGUGGCCGGUGGAGCUGCUGCCCACUAACGCCUCGGCUCUCCUGACCCUGGCACAUGGGUCGAGGCUCACAACACAGGAGGAGGGAGGAGGCGUGAAGGAGAGGCUGCAGGUGAUGGUGGAGAGGGCGACCCACGUGGCCAGAGUGUGUAGCACCCGGACCCGUCACGACAACACAGCUGGUCGUCUCGUCUGGCGCCUCGACCAGACCCCCAGUAUGGUCUGGUGUCCCAGGUACAGCCAGGCACGGGAGUCGGACUUGAGCUACAACCCAACCAAGGGCAAGGAAAAGGCCGAGGCCUUUCAGAAGAGCCUUCGGGCCAUUUUCGUCGGUCACCCCUUCACCAGGCUCCUGACGGCUUAUCUGGAGAAGCUGACCACGAAGCACCCGACGCCUCCCAAGUACCGCAAGCUGCAGCAGACCAUCGUCUCCCAGUACCGGUCCCUGGCCUCCAGGUCCCUGGCUUCCAGGUCCUCCAGGUCCUCCAGGGGUCCCGUCUUCCCCACCUUCCCACAGUUCGUCCAGUACGUCCUCGACUCCACCAGUAACUUCACCACCAGCAAGCACUGGAGACAGACGGUGACGGUGUGGACGCCGUACUGGGCAGAAUGUAGUGUCUGCAGCAGCGACUACAACGUCAUCGUGAAGCAGGAGACGAUGGAGGAGGACCUGAGGUUCCUCGCUGCCCUCACCGACCUUAAACACUCAGAGGAAUUGGCGAAGGAGACUUGGGGACGCUUAGGUAACGAGACCUGGACGAGAAAGGCAGCAGCAGAAUCUCCUACUACAAGCAGCAGCACCACCACCAUCAGCAGCAGUAUCAGCAAGAAGUUCUUCAGCCAGCUGACCCGUCAACAGCUGAAAGAACUCUACAAGCGUUACGAGACAGACUUCCAACUCUUCGGGUACAGCGCUGAUGAGCACCUCGCCCUGGCCAGAGAGGGCUGACUGACGGAGCCAGCCCUGCAGUAACAUGUCACGAAAUCCUUGAUCUACCAGGAAAUCUGACCAAAGCUGGAACGCUACAAUCGAGUUCUGAGAAGACACAGGACAUGACCAAUGCAGUAACGCAAGCUUUCCAGGUCGGCCGCUGGAAAAUAUAUCGAUAAAUGUGUUUAUU